AUGGGAAAAAAACAAUUGGAAUUAAGGUCGCUUGAUAGAAAGAAUUAUGAAACAUUUCGAAAGUUAGUUAAUGUGAUCUUACCUAUAUCUUACCCUAGCAGUUAUUUCUUAGAAUUGGUUACAGCAAACACCGGCGACAAAAAUGAGAUAUACAUACCAAUCAGUAAGCUAGCCUUUAUUGGGGAUGUUUUAGUCGGAGGAAUAACUUGUAAAUUAUUACCUAAUAGAAUGGGGCAUGUCAUUCCGGAAGGUAUCUACCUUGAGCUUAUUGUUGUAAAGCAAUGCUGCCAAAAUAAAGGCGUUGGUAUAAAGUUACUAAAUUAUGUUGAAGUUGAAUGUAGGACCUAUCUUCUACAUUAUAUAUAUUUACACGUAUCUAUAAAUAAUAGAAAGGGGAUUGAAUGGUACAUGAAAAGAGGGUUUGAGAAGAUAGAAUUCGAGUUACCUGGCUAUUAUAAGCUCGGCAAUCAAAAUGUUACUGCUAUCAUAAUGAGGAAAUAUGUUCAUUAA
Messenger RNA from Naumovozyma dairenensis CBS 421, 510 nucleotides. RefSeq names its product GNAT family N-acetyltransferase. The coding region runs from base 1 to 510 and encodes 169 amino acids. Gene Ontology annotation, molecular function: acyltransferase activity, transferring groups other than amino-acyl groups. The record is from RefSeq and is a predicted model, not a curated record. The transcript has a single exon. Gene Ontology annotation, biological process: mitotic sister chromatid cohesion. Gene Ontology annotation, cellular component: NatA complex. Lineage: Eukaryota; Fungi; Ascomycota; Saccharomycetes; Saccharomycetales; Saccharomycetaceae.